Zasmidium cellare ATCC 36951 is the source of this 2943-nucleotide messenger RNA. RefSeq lists its product as uncharacterized. Bases 1 to 2943 code for a protein of 980 amino acids. The transcript is spliced from 6 exons. Lineage: Eukaryota; Fungi; Ascomycota; Dothideomycetes; Mycosphaerellales; Mycosphaerellaceae. The record is from RefSeq and is a predicted model, not a curated record.
AUGGUGCGCAUGACCCUCGAAUGUGGCAGCGGGCAUGAGGCCAACAACGAGACGCAGGUCCUCAACAAGAGAAAGCCAGUCAACCUCAUACCCAACCCGACCAACAUCCCAGACCAUGCGGAGGUAUACGUCAUGAAAGGAACCGAUGAGGUCUUUACAGACUACGAGAAGUACUUGAAGCGAUUCGACUGGCUCAACCAGAAGAAGUUCACAGACGCCGUCAAUGGCAAGUCCGGGUUGACCUACUGGGACGCGUUGGAGUCUGAGACUAAGAGUUCGGCCUCCAUCGAGAAUGUCUUUCCCGAAGUGCUCCGUGACCCGAUACUUCGCAAAGUCCAGUUCGCGACCAUAUCGCGAAUGGACGAGCUCGUCAACGUGGUGUACGACGAAUUCAAACACGACUUCUUUCCGGGCGAGGAAGUACUCGUCGUUUUGGACGAGGGCGACCAAUACGUGGGCAGCAUCCGAGAGAAGGCCAAGUUCCCGAUGAUCAGAGGCGCAGAUGGCACUAUCCAGCGGGCACCAUUCUCACGAUACUUCGUUUAUUUUGGCGACUCCACAGACGAGGCUUUGUUGGACGACAAGCACAUUCGGCGCGACCGGAAAGUCUUCACCAAGCAGAAUCUCCGAGCAUUCUUGAAGAACUCACUGCAGCGAGAGGCAUGGACUGGUGCGCCUUGGCUAGUGAAGGAGCAUCUUGCCAUCCAGUACCGACUGCCGAUGGAAAUCCCAGCUCACCUACUGCAGGAAGCUCGCCUGCUUCAUAACAAGCAACAAAUGCUGCAGGUGCGCCCUUCAAAGAGCAAGAAGCCACCAAAGGGCAUGUCACCGCAAGAAUAUGCCCGCUUGCAACAAGAAGAGAUGCGCAUGAUGCCGCAGCAACAUCCAGGUGCACCUCCACAACAGGUGCAGAACCUCCACCAUCCGCCAUCAUCCCGAGCCAUGGACCGACCGCCGCCGCCGCCGCCUAUCAAAUAUCCUAUCGAGGAUCUUGACCUUCCGCCAAAGCGGAAUGGUGUCACUCGUCCAGAACUAAAAUUCUUCACAGAUGAGAUGGCAGAGUACAUCACCAAGGACCGCAACUUAGCAUUCGAGGACAUUGAAAUGGGCUCGAUGGGAUUGCUUCUGGAAGUCUGGAACACACUCAACGUCCAAUGCGAGGUCUACAAGCUGGACAGCUUUACCUUUGAUGACUUUACGGAUGCCAUGUGCUACCAAUCACUUGACACACCCUGUGAGCUGUUCGAAGAAGUUCACUGCGCAGUACUGAAGCAGUUCGUCGACCCGAAAGGAAAGCUGUUGGUCAAGGACUUGCCCAAAAAGAUCCUGGAAGCCCCGGCGGACGAGUCGGAGAAUCUGGACGAGAGCGAGGUGUCAACACCACAACCUGAACCCAUCGGAGUUUCGACACGCAGCAGACUCAGCCACGUCGAGUCUGCUGCUGAUAUCGCGGAUAGCCCCAGUGUUCCCCCAGAGAAGCCAAAUCGAGCGUCAGAAAUGCUGGCAGAGCGUGACUGGAUCGACAGACUUUCAACCCGGGAUUUCGAAAACGGCGGCUGGCAGGUGAUCAUCGUCGGCAUUCUGUACCAGCUAUCGGCUGCUCCCUCUUACAAGGGCAGAUGUGACAGGAUCCUGGCCCAUCUCGCUCCAAAGGACAUGGAACCCACUCAGGAGACAGCGCGCGUUCAAUACGCGUCUAUGGAUGUCAACAUGCGGAUAUCAGCCCUGCAGAUGCUCACGAUUCUCACUAUCCGGACUGAGGCCAUCAAGGACUUCUUGGAGGCAUGCAGUGAAGACAUGACAGACGUGAGAAAGCGCAAGAUCGAGCAUCAACGAGAGAAGAAGACGGCAAUGGAAGAGCUUGCAGCAAAAGACCGAGAGCGUAAGAUACUACUACCCGAGAACAUGCCCGAAUCACCCAAACAACCCGAAGUCAUCGAAGAGCCAGAUGUAACUGAAGAGUCAAUAGAUCUGAAUGGCGGUGGCAGCUCAGACGCAGAUGAGGAUGCACCUAGAUUGCGGCGUGCCGGAGACCGCAAGCGAAAGCGUGAAGAAGAAGCAGCCAAGCGAGAGAAGGAGAAGGCUGAGAAGGCCGAAGCUGCCAAGGCCCAAAACAAGCAGUCGCGCGAGUUCAAGAAGAUCCUCAACGAAAUCGACAACCUCUCCAUGCAGAUCAAGGAUCAUGAAGAGAAGAUUGCCGAUUGCGAUUCCGACCUGCGCGAGGCUAACAUUCAGCGCACCAAAGUCUUGGGCAAGGAUCGUUUCUGCAACCGGUACUACUGGUUUGAACGCAACGGACAGCCAUUCGGCGGACUUCCCAACUCGAGCACUGCCAGCUACGGCUACGCCAAUGGCCGGAUCUGGGUGCAAGGACCGGAUGAGAUGGAGCGAGAUGGCUUCAUCGAGCGGACGAAGCAAGAACAGGCUCAGUACCAGCGCCAAUUCGGCUUGACCGUCCCCGAGCGGCGCAAGCAAGAAGAAGGUCCGACUGUGCUGGACGACGCCAACGAAUGGGGUUUCUACGACGACCCAGACCGACUCGACAACCUCAUCGGAUGGCUGGACGAGCGCGGCGAGCGAGAAAAGAAGCUGCGCAAGGAGCUUUGCGAGUGGCGCGAGAAGAUCGUCGAGUACAUGUCGAAGUACAAGAGCUUCAAGGCGGAAGAGGCGGCCAAGAAGAUCGACGUUGAGGAAGAGAGCACCACCCGCGUCAACACCCGCCACAAAGCCCAAGAGGAGCAGACUGCGGCCAAGGAGCGGUGUUUGAAGUGGAAGAACACGAUGGCUCAGGAGGAGUUUGGACAUAUUCACUCUCAACAGCCUAAGCCGACGAAGAAGGAGAAGCAAGCGGCUCAGAGGAAGGAGGUCAAGGGUGUGGCGAUGCCUUUGAACCGUAAUGGCAAGCCUGUUACGCGCCAGGGCGACAAGUACAGCUUCAAGUGA